AUGAAAACCCUCUGGGAUCCACAGCGCUUCGCUAGUUACUGUCUUGAGUUCGAACCAUUUGCACGCUUUGGGUGCUUUCAUAUGAAGACGAGCCACAACUAUUUUGCGUCGUAG
This is a messenger RNA of Plenodomus lingam JN3, 114 nucleotides long. The record is from RefSeq and is a predicted model, not a curated record. NCBI's taxonomy places the organism in Eukaryota, Fungi, Ascomycota, Dothideomycetes, Pleosporales, Leptosphaeriaceae.